CACAUGCAGCAGUGUGUCGGUAAGCUCCGCGGACACAUUCACUGAAACACAACUAGCACUGGAACAACAUUUAAAAGCAACUUCGGUUUACUCUAAAGCUUCAAGUUACUCGUAGGAAUCAAUACCGAAAAGCAGUGUUCCCGAGUGGAGCCUUUUAUCCAGUUUUUCCUUUUUUUCCUGGAGAUGUGUCGCUUGGAGAACUAGUAGCGGACAGCGCUGCACACUGAAGCCGGGAUGAGUGGGAGCUCCGCGGUGUCCGGCGCGGCGCCCUGCCGCUUCGCCCACUACUUUGUUAUCUGUGGGAUAGACACAGAAACUGGACUGGAACCGGACGAAUUAGCAGCUUUGUACCAAUGGCUUGAAGCAGACCGCCAAGGCAGGGAUCCAGAAACUGCAGCCACAGGUGAAAACUUUGAGCAGAGCCCCUUGAAGAGGACGUUCAAGUCCAAAGUUCUGGCACGCUACCCUGAGAAUGUGGAGUGGAACCCCUUCGACCAGGAUGCUGUUAACAUGCUGUGUAUGCCUAAAGGCCUGUCGUUCAGGACACAGGCAGACCAGCGGGAUCCACAGUUCCACUCCUUCAUCAUCACCAAGGAGGACGGCUCUCGAACCUACGGCUUCGUCCACACCUUCUUCGAGGAGGUGACCAGCCCACAGAUCUGCUCUGCCAUGCAGACCCUCUACCAGAUGCACAAUGCAGAGAGUGCCACUGCCAACACCCCUCCCUCCUCUUCCUCCUCCUCUUCCUCCAGCAUGGACUCCUUGGCCAGCAGUUUAGACGAGGCCGACUCCCCUACAUCCUCAUCUUCCUCGUCUUCGACUCGCAGGGUAGGUGGCUAUGACUCAUCACGGGACACCCUCUACGUGUCCAAGGCCUUGUGUCUGAUCACGCCCAUGCCCUUCAUGCAUGCCUGCCGCAGCUUCUUGUCACAGCUGCACAGGGCUGUUACUGCAGCCAUGGCCCCUCCGCUGCCACUGGAGAGCUAUGUUCACAACAUCUUGUACGAGGUACCGCUUCCCGCUCCAGGACGCUCGCUCAAGUUCCAUGGUGUAUAUGAGCCUAUCGUGUGCCAGAGGCCCGGGCUAGGGGAGCUGCAGCUGGCUGACUUCCCCCUCGCCGAGGCCUUCAGUCUGCUGGGAGUGGAGAACCUGGUCCAAGUGUUCACCUGCACCCUGCUGGAGAUGCAGAUCCUGCUGUACUCACAGGACUACCAGCGGUUGAUGACAGUGGCUGAGGGCAUCACCACCCUGCUGUUUCCCUUCCAGUGGCAGCAUGUCUAUGUUCCCAUCCUGCCAGCCUCUCUCCUCCACUUCCUGGACGCUCCUGUUCCCUACCUGAUGGGCCUGCAGUCCAAAGAGGGCACAGACCGCUCCAAACUGGAGCUUCCUCAGGAGGCCAAUCUGUGUUUUGUGGACAUUGACAACCACUACAUCGAGCUUCCAGAGGAUUUCCCCCAGUUUCCCAAUAAGAGCGAGUUCAUCCAGGAGCUCAGCGAGGUGCUGCUUAGCUUUGGCAUUUCUGCCAACACAGGGGCCCCACCACGGACCCGCACAACUCCUGGCAGUGCUCCCGGCAGCGCUCCCGGCAGCGCUCCCAGCAGCACCCCCUCCACCCCUGGCAGGGAGCGUAAGACUGUUGCUCUCCGGCAGCUGGAGGAUGAUGGGCGUAACGGCAACCUUGCAGGGGAGGAGCUGGCUGUGCUGGAGCUGCUGCAGGGAAAUGCCACACUGGAAAGACUACAGGCCCUGACCAAGCGCACUGGGGUGACAGUGGCCCGCGUGGACGCCCUGAGGGCUGGAGUCAAAGCUCAGGGAACUGAGGGGCAAGGGGGCCGGACUGCAGCCGAAGAGGAGGAGCUAAGGAACGCCAAGCUGAAUGUCCAGCUAAGGGAGGUGUUUGCCAGCCGCUUCACUACCAUGUUUGCAGACUACGAAGCCUUUGUCAUCCAGAGCGCCCCAGACCUGGAGUCCUGGCUCACCAACAGGGAGCAGAUGCACAACUUUGACAAGGCCUCAUUCCUGUCAGACCAGCCGGAGCCCUACCUGCCCUUCCUCUCCCACUUCAUCGAGACACAGAUGUUUGCCACAUUCAUCGACAACAAGAUCAUGUCCCAGUGGGAGGAGAAGGAGCCACUGCUCCGUGUCUUUGAUGCUCGCAUCGACAAGGCCCGCCUCUACAAUGUCCGUGCUCCCAGCCUCCGAUCCUCCAGCUACCAGAGAUGCUCCAUCCUCAAGGAGUCUGCUCAGGCCAUUGAGCAGCGGCUGAUGAAGAUCGACCACACCGCCAUCCACCCACACCUGUUGGACAUGAAGAUCGGUCAGGGCAAAUAUGAGCAGGGAUUUUUCCCCAAAUUGCAAGCCGAUGUGCUCAACACGGGGCCGACCAAUAACAAGUGGUCUCACAGGACGGUGACAGCUCAGCGAAGGAAAGACCGUCACAGACAACAGACGGAGCAUCUGGGCCUCGACAACGACCUGAAAGAGAAAUACAUGCAGGAGGCCCGCAGCCUGGGGAAGAACCUGCGACAGCCUAAACUGUCUGAUCUGUCUCCUGCCGUCAUCGCCCAGACCAACUGGAAGUUUGUGGAGGGGCUGCUCAAGGAGUGUCGCAUGAAGACCAAACGUAUGCUGGUGGAGAAGAUGGGCCGGGAGGCAGUGGAGCUGGGCCACGGUGAGGCCAACAUCACCGGACUGGAGGAGAACACUCUGAUCGCCAGCCUAUGUGACCUGCUGGAGAGGAUCUGGAGCCACGGGCUGCAGGUCAAACAGGGAAAGUCGGCCCUGUGGUCCCACCUGCUGCACUACCAGGCCCGAGAGGAGAAGCUGGAGCAGCAGCAGGCUGAGUCACCUGUGUCACAUGUCCCUGAGAGGAGGAAGUCUGACUCUUCCAUAGCGAUGCCGUCUCUACGUGUGUCUCUCAUACAGGAUAUGAGGCAUAUCCAGAGCAUGUCAGAGAUAAAGACAGAUGUGGGACGAGCAAGAGCCUGGAUCCGUCUGUCCCUGGAGAAGAAGCUGCUCUCCCAACACCUCAAACAGCUGCUGUCCCGGCAAGCCUUAACCAAGAAGCUGUACAAACGUUACGCCUUCCUGCGCUGUGAGGAGGAGAAGGAGCAGUUCCUCUUCCACCUGCUUUCCCUCAACGCUGUCGACUACUUCUGUUUCACCAGCGUCUUCACCACCAUCAUGAUCCCGUAUCGAGUCGUCAUCAUCCCCAUCAAGAAACUGAGCAACGCCAUGACCACCUCCAACCCCUGGGUGUGUGUGUCAGGAGAGCUGGGAGACUCGGGCAUCAUGCAGAUCCCAAAGAAUGUCCUGGAGAUGACCUUUGAUUCUGCUUUCAGGCCUCACACACACAUCUGCGCCUUGUUCAAGUGUCAGAACUUGGGGAAGCUGACCACUGCGCAGCUGGGUCACGAUAACGCUGGCCUUCUGGCUAAAUGGCUGGUGGACUGUGUCAUGGUGCGCAAUGAGAUCACAGGACAUACCUACAGGUUUCCAUGUGGUCGGUGGCUUGGUAAGGGCGUGGAUGAUGGCAGCUUGGAGAGGGUCCUGAUCGGUGAGCUGGUGGUGCCUAACGGAGAAGACGAUUCUGGGAGAGGGUGCCGUACACCCCCCCUGCAGCGCUCGCCAUCCCAGACCAGACGCAUCAGCAUCACAUCACUGUCUGGACGAGGAUACAAACCAACAUCAGCACAAAUCCAAGAGGCCAUCGGGGAGGCUGUGAACAACAUCGUCAAACACUUCCACAAGCCAGAGAAAGAGAGAGGCAGCCUGACCGUCCUGCUGUGUGGAGAGAACAGCUUGGUGACAGCUCUGGAACAGUUCUUCCAUCACGGCUUCAAGUCUGCCCGACUCUUCCAGAAGACGAUGUUUGUGUGGGACUUUGUUGAGAAGGCUGUUGCCUACAUGGAGUCAGCUGACCAGAUGGGAGACCUUCAGGAGACCGCCGAGCCCCUGGGGAUGACCUGUCAAUCACUCUGUCACUACGUCAAUGCUAUCAACUCCACCCCCAGGAACAUUGGCAAGGAUGGGAAGUUCCAGCUGCUGGUCUGCCUUGGAGCCAGAGACCGGCUGCUGCCCCAGUGGCUCCCCCUGCUGGUGGAGUGCCCGGUGAUCCUGAGGAUGUAUGAGGACACAGCUUUGCUCAGAGACCGCACCACUGUCAACGCCCUCAUCGGAGUCCUGGAGACGCUCCAUGACUUCCCCAUCACACUGGAAGCCUCGCUGGUCAAAGGCGUCGACCUUUAGCCCCAAGAGACACCACUGGGCUGCAACUCAGCUCUACAUUUUCCUCUAACACUUCUCCUCACUACCAACAACUUCACCCACCCUUCCACUUUUAGCCUCUGGGAUUAGACACAUGACAAGGGAAGGAGAAAGUGAGGGACAAGAAAUGAAAACUGAAGAGACAUUUGGUUACCAAAGCAAAAAGUUCCACUGCUUCCUGUGAGAGUUCAGGGCUUUGGAUGAGCCAUAAGCUUGGAUGCAGUAUUAUUACCCCGCCUGUGGCUCUGAAAGACCCUCUCUAAUUAAAUUAUAAGCAGUGCUUAAUCAUGUUUUAUUUCAUAAACUACAAAUCCCAAUUACCUUACAUUAGUGUGUAGAAUUUUCCAGAACAAACUGUGUGUUUAAGGUUGAUUUGCUAUCUUCCAGGCAGCCAUUCGUGACACCUUUUUUCAUUACACCAAAAAUCUUGAAGCAACGUAAAGCUUACUGUAAUCCAUCAGAGUAUUUCAUAUUUUUCCUACUGUCAAGCCCUAUAGUCCUGCUGAAGCAUUGUCGCCUCACAGCAAGAGGGUUCCCGGUUCGAUCCCGGGUGUGGGAGCCCCUCUGUGCGGAGUUUGCAUGUUCUCCCCAUGUCAGAGUGGGUUCUCUCCGGCC
Messenger RNA from Epinephelus lanceolatus (giant grouper), 4881 nucleotides. Its product is annotated as DENN domain-containing protein 5B-like. NCBI's taxonomy places the organism in Eukaryota, Metazoa, Chordata, Actinopteri, Perciformes, Serranidae. The record is from RefSeq and is a predicted model, not a curated record. Gene Ontology annotation, molecular function: small GTPase binding; guanyl-nucleotide exchange factor activity.